CCUCGAUCUCGACGCGAACGACUCAAGGCGUUGUCCAACGUGGGCGCAUGCUCUACUGCUCCUACUUUUCCCCACGAAAACUCUGAAGCUGACACACCUUCUUCUAGGAGGUUUGACGCCACUCAGAGACUUCUAUGCAGGCCACUUCGUAUGGCGCAACACAUUACAGCUUCCAAUCGAGGUCCUCUAGUGCAAAUAUUUACCUGGUUCUUUUUCUUCGUCGGGUUGUUCUUCUUCGUGGUUCGGCUGGUGACGAAACACGCUCUGGCAUCCCCAUACAAAAUUGAAGAUGCUAUUAUCAUCGUAGCUAUUAUUUUGAGUUUAGGCCAAUCGAUUGCUGUUUCCGCUGCAGUAUCGAACGGCUUGGGCAAGCCUUUGGAGUCGCUGAAUGAAGCACAAAUCGAAGCUACCUUGAAGUCGCAAUAUGUGGCAAUUAUCCUUCUUAUUGCAUGUCUCGGCACGACGAAGCUCUCGAUUGCAGUCUUUGUAAAGGGCCUGAGUCCGGAUGUUCAUCACCAUAGGUACUCAAAUUGGAUCGGCCUCUCGUCCCUCGUCUGGAUGGUCAUUGGGCUCAUUUCCGCCAUCUUCCAAUGCUCCCCUCCCCACACGUGGGAUCCUUUGAAUGGAAACCACUGCGUCAACUUAAGAGCUUGGUGGACAUUCAUUGCACUUGGUAACAUGCUCACUGAUGUCUUCAUUGUCGCUGUUCAGUUCUUCUUGCUGUGGGGAGUCCAGUUGCCCAUGUCCAACAAAUUCAUCCUUUUUUCGAUAUUCUCCUUUCGCCUCGGAGUCGUCGGGGCUACCAUCGCUCAACUGUAUGUCUACUACCAGUCAUUCGAUAGCCUCGACAUAACAUUGAGGGCGUGGCUACCGGCGUUGUUGAAUCAACUCAUCCAGUCUCUAAGCAUUUCAACGGCUUGCAUACCGCAUUUGAAACGGUUUUUGGAUAGUUUAGAGUCCGGUAUGAUCCGGGUCAGGGAGCCUAGUAGGAUGGAUAAUUCGCAGGUAGGAACGGAGCUAGGGGGGGUUGGAGGCAGCAAUUCAACUCGAGCAUCGAGCAAGAAGCAGCGAAUAUCAGGAUCAUUGUUGAGAUAGGC
Molecule: messenger RNA, 1097 nt
Organism: Lindgomyces ingoldianus
Lineage: Eukaryota; Fungi; Ascomycota; Dothideomycetes; Pleosporales; Lindgomycetaceae
Exons: 5
Coding region: 151-1095 (314 amino acids)
Source: RefSeq, a predicted model, not a curated record